AAAAACUGGCUUUAUCAGACUCUCAGAAUCUAUUUAUAAAUACUGGCUUCAUAUGUAAAAAUGCUGGUAUUAGAGAGCAUUAAGCUGUUGUUGCACAACUGCUUUGCAAGCCUGACUUUGACCAUUACAACCAUAUGAAGCUUUAUUGUAAGGACUAUUAUGUCUCCUGCAUAAGUCAUAUGGUGUGUGGAGUUGGAUGGAAAUUGAAUAGAGAGUCAUUUUUGCACUCUUUGUUAACCACAGAUGAGAAUGUCAGGCAGUGAACUAAUCAAGCAUUCACACAGGGCCACACAUGAACAUAAGAUAGGUGAGGAUUCCAUAAAGAAGGAGUCAAAAAAGCAGGAGAGCUUGCCUAAUAACUUUCAUAUUGAAAAGGAAAGAGGCUGUGGUGAGCCACUGGAUACUUAUACCAAUGACUCUUUGGAUUAUCCUCAAUUUCAGCGUCCAACCCCAAUAAAAUCUGUAUUUGUCAAGAAGAAAAAGCAAGGAACUAACAGCAAGGCAUUACAUGGUAAAGCCUGUGAUGACCGUGCAAACACAAACAAUUCUGAGGAAGGAAGGUAUGAUGGUGGUAACGUACUUAACACCAGUAACGUACUUGACAGUACAGAAAUUGAUGCUUGCAGGUCUUCUUUAAUUGUUGAUCAGUCUGAACCAGCAAGUGAGAGAGUCGUAUCUUCAAAUGAUGACUUCAACAAGACCCCAGAGAGACCUCACGAGCUGCUCACAGAGGACAAGCAGGAGAAUGCACAGAGUGCUGGACACGAUGCUAAAGCAGGAAAUGCAAAGAUGGUUGUUGACAUCCUGCAAGAAAAGGAGAGUUCCUCUUCUCGCGGGCGCCCGCGCAAAGAGAAGCAAAUUAUAAAAUGUGAGUACUGUGGGCGGCCGUUCAAUCAUGCGUCCGCAUACGUCAUCCACAGGCGUGUGCACACAGGUGAGAAGCCUUUCAGCUGCCAGGACUGUGGAAAAGCCUUUGCUCAGCUCUCCAACCUCAGAUCACACAGUAAGAUUCAUAAUGCCCCUAAAACUUUGAGCAUGCAACUUUCCAGCAGAAGUCGAAGCAGAGCUACUGCUACCAGGCGGAUGACGGGAAACCAGUUGAACUUGACUCCAGAUUUAAGAAAUGAGUGCCACGAUAAGAGCAUUAUCCCUCUCAGCAGAAGCAGAACACCUGUAGCUUGUCCUAUCUGUGGUAAGGUCUUUCCCUACAGAUCUGUGCUUAAAAUACAUCUGCGGAUUCACAGCGGGGAGAAACCAUACGCUUGCAAGGUGUGUGGUAAAGCAUUCACUCAAGCAUGUACAGUGCGUGUCCAUGAAAGAGUUCACUGGUCUGUCAAACCUUUUCUGUGUUCCAAAUGUGGAAAGGGAUUUUCUCAGAUCGGGACCCUGAAGGCACAUACCUGCCAAGGGAAAAAGCAUACUCACUCAACUUUGAAAGAAAUGGAAUUGACUGGUGUGGUAAUCUUCAGGUGUCACCUUUGCAAGAAGUGCUUUAAUACCAGGGAGGACUAUGAUCUUCACUUGCAAACACACACUGACAGCCACCGCUAUAUCUGUGAUAGUUGCGGUCAAACGUAUAGCCUUCGCUCUGAGCUUGACACUCACAGAAAAUACUGCUUCUCAAUGUGGCUUUCAAAAACAAAGUCAUACAACCGUCAGCCUUCAGUCAAGUUGCAAAACAAAAAUGUUGAGUCUAGUGAAACAGUUCAAGACACUCAGACUGCAAAUAUAGCCCAAUUAAUGCCCAUAAAAUCGCCCAGUCCCAGCCCAUCCAAACCAUCUCAGCAGGAACAUCAAACUAAGCCAAAUAAAACACUACAAUCUGGGGUUUCCCAGUCACGGAAAUGUAAAAAAUACCUUUCUUUACUAACUUGCCCUCCAAAGGUAAUGGCCAGCUCCAUGUAUGAUUCUCAAAACAGCCACGAUCAUUGUCAGCCCUUCAGAACAAGUUACUUUGUAUCUCAGCUGAACAGUUUAGACCAGAAAUCUGACCCAAGGAAAUACGUGUGUCCACGGUGUGGACGGUUCUUCAGACACGUAGGUAGGCUGAGAGCCCACAUGCUUACUCAUGCCCAGGGCAAGAGCUUCACCUGUGGGCACUGUGGGAAGAUCCUGGAAAACUGGAGCAAGUUCUGGCGUCACCAGCGCUUGCAUAAACAGAGACAAGGUCGCUUCUUCUGUCCAAAAUGCGGGCGGGGUUUCCGUUUUGUCAGUAUUUACAUGCAGCACCUGCAGCAGCAUCCAGAGCUUAAUGCGUAUUUUUGCCCCCUUUGUCCACAUACGUUUUCAAAUGCUGUAAAUCUGAAGAACCACCUGCAGGAAUGGCAUCAGUCCAGCAUGCCCCAUAUAUGUGACAUCUGCGGCAAAGGUUUUGCAAAUCCCAUAAUCCUGAAGCGGCACAGAGUCACACACUGUUUUAAGAGCACGCAGGUGGACACGCCCUUUGUCACUGAUGUGCAGUCCGUCAUGAAGCCUUAUGAAUGUGGCAAGUGUGAUGCCAGCUUCAAAUCCUUGGAUUUGCUUUUUAACCAUCAGUUCAGCCAUUCACCUAAAGGAGAUUUAAGCUUAAAUUUGAGCAAUGGCAACUAUGAACAACUGACCAACUUUGUCGGGAAGAACAGGCGACGUUCGCCACACCACAAAGAUGACCUCAACCUCAACAGUGAUUCUACCUCUAACCCAGAUACUUCAAGACCUAAUAAGUAUAUCAGGCACGGUAGUCCCUCCACAACUAUCCCUACAGAUAUGAUUCAAACACAGACACUGCAAGAAGUGCACAACAGCGUCCCACAGAGAUCCAUGCCAGUUCUUUCAACAGGUUCUGAAUCAGAAGAGAGAAAGAAGUCUGUGAAAUGUGGGAAAAUGAAUAAAGGGCUCAGUGACCCAACCACUGAGCCAGAACGGAGCAGAGGCCUUCUAGAAUGUGCAGAAUGUAGUGCUUGCUUUGCUCUUCUUCCAGCUUUGCAUGAACAUUACUUAGAACAUGCCAGGGGCAAGAUAUAAAUGACUUUAUAGCAUAUAAUGCUAAAAAAACCUCAGUUCAUACUUUGUUCUUAGACACUUUAAAACACAACCACAGUGCACGUCUGUGUAUUACUAAUUUUGUACUGUAAGGGGAACUGAACUAUUUAUCAUGUAAAAAUGACUACGAUGCUUCUAUAGGAAAAAGAUAAGUUAGCAAUUUUUAAAAAUUUGGAUAAAGAAUUGCUUGAAGUUUUGAUUUAUUUUUUAUUAUUAUUAUUUUUUUUUUACCUAUUGAUGUUUCCGAUAAACCACUGGUGUGAGAUAUGUGUAGUUCUGAAAAAUGAUACUCAAAAUCAACUGAUUCAGGAAGUUCAAAAUUGGAAAGACUGUCCAAAUUCAUCUUAUAAUUAUAUUUGUGCUUAAGUUGUUUUGGAAAACCCAGCAGAGAACAUGACCUUUGACCUGGCAGUGUAAAAGGUGCGCUGUACACAGAAUCGUUUGUGAAGUGUAUUUUUGACUUUGUAUAAUCAGGUUUUGUAAGUUUUUAUUUAAGCAUUGUAUCUAUAUGUUUUAUACACAUGAGAUGUCUCUCUGUAGUGAAUGUUAUGAAAAGUGAACCCUAAUAAAGCUUUAUAAAAUGUA
Molecule: messenger RNA, 3606 nt
Organism: Electrophorus electricus (electric eel)
Lineage: Eukaryota; Metazoa; Chordata; Actinopteri; Gymnotiformes; Gymnotidae
Biological process (GO): regulation of transcription by RNA polymerase II
Cellular component (GO): nucleus
Molecular function (GO): DNA-binding transcription activator activity, RNA polymerase II-specific; RNA polymerase II cis-regulatory region sequence-specific DNA binding
Source: RefSeq, a predicted model, not a curated record